This is a messenger RNA of Pseudo-nitzschia multistriata, 2138 nucleotides long. The record is from the annotation of a GenBank genome assembly. NCBI's taxonomy places the organism in Eukaryota, Bacillariophyta, Bacillariophyceae, Bacillariales, Bacillariaceae.
UCCUAGUACAGUACUUUACCUACCAUACGUCUAGUUUCGACAGGAAGCCUUCGGCCCCUGAAAAUGGGAAAAACUCCCAACACCACUUUUAUCUCACUUUAGUUUGCUGGAACUGAUUCGUCGGUCGAAUUACAAAAAAAAGAUGCCUGAUACUAGUGACGAACCAUGGACCCCAGUCGAAUGGGCCAUUAACGGUGCCAAGGUACGAACAACAAAGGCGUGCGCUAGAACACACGACAAAGAAAACGACGACGACGAAUGUAUUCGAGGAGGGUGCAUCCAGCUUUGUUGAUGCGGUAAAGCGCAUCGCGGCAACGAACAUCGGUCCCGCCAGAUGCAAGGUAUCGAUGCAACGCGACAAUUCAAAUUUGGCGCUCAUCGGUGUUGGUUAUGGCAAGAACCCUUACACCUGAAAUUUUGUCGGACGCUGAGCAAUGAACCAGUCCCAGUAAAUCUGUUCUCACAACUGUUCACGCCAUUCUUUUGCGCACUCUCGCCUUUUCGCAGAUGACAUUCGCUCUGUCCCCACUUUUGCUUCUUGGGUACAUUUUGUUCAGUGCCUUCGAAUCGGAAGAGUUGGAAAACAAGAAGAGAAACAAGAAAUCCGAUUUUAGUAUGGCGGGACAUGCUGAGUAAGAGAAACGGUACAGGUACGGUUACCUCUUUCUUCCUCGUGUCGAUGAAUGUAUUGUGAGCGCAUUUUUUAAAUGCAUCAAAACGCGGGUUGGAAUAGGCUGUUUCAGAAUCAUAUGUUUUGUUUCAUCAAUACCUUGUAAGGAGAAAUUGGCAUUACAGAAACCAUGCAGAACUUUUCGUUAGACUUUUCGACGACAUGUAAUGAUAAGACCUGUCAUAGAUAUGGGGUUUGUUCUUUACGUUUCCGACCGAUUUAUUAGCACUUUCUUCCACGUUCUACUCGAAUAUAUGGAUUAUUGUGUUUCACAAACAACGUUAUUAGACUACCAUUAUGUUCCGCAUUAUUUCCUUUGUGUCGGUUUCAAUCACAUUUCGAGACUUUAAAAUAUCUUCUGCAAUUUUAACUCACCAGAUCAGCUAUGCGAGAUUCGUCUCGCAAAAUUCAGAUCAAAUGCCCAUCGUCCGAAAUGAGCCAGUCAAAACCAAGAAAUACUGUAUCUGGUUUUCAAAGAUGCGUCAAGGGUGCACGAAUGCUUUCUUACACAUCACUUUCCAAUUCCUGAAAAUUCCCACUUGUCAAUCGAUGUCUAGUUGCUUGUAACAGAGUCUCCGAGGCAACCGCGUUCGGGUAAAUCCGACGGUCGCGAAAGAGGGACAACUACAAUUUCUAUUAGUUAGUAAUAGAUGUUAAUAAACCUAAAAUAGAGAAAGAAACGUUUCAUAAGUUAUCGAAAAAACUUUUUCCAGAACUUCGUCUCUCAUGAUGUGAAAUAAAACUCAGAAUCUAGUUCUAUCUAUUCGUUUUGGAACUUUUUUUGAUGUUGAAUUACUCGUGCCAUCAAAAGCCUCGUUAAAGAUUAGUUCAUUUCACCCCCAAAACAACAGAAAGGCGUUCGUCCAUUUUGUGUGUAAAUGAGGGACCGUUUUGUAGAUGCCUAGUCCACAGUACCGCGUCCACUAACGCGAUUUUAUAUUCAAACGAAAAUCUAUUUGAAAAGACCAGGGUAGCUCUUCUUGUAACCUUCGAAGUUAGGGGCGUUAAGAUCCAAUCGAGUGACAGGACUCUUACGCUCAAGCGUGAGUCGCUUGAUAGGAGGGAAGUUGGAGUUAUUUUGGUUGCGGGCGUUUUGGUAUCGUGCAAAGCGCUCAUUGACAACGUCUGCCUUUGGCUUUCCGACUUCCCAGACUUCGGUGGGUGUGCUGACGUUGUCCUGGUCCAUGGCUCCGGCAACGCCAGGAGCGACGGCAGCUCCAAAGAGAGCAGCUCCGGCAACGGAAAAGAAGGCCUUGCGGGAUUGUUCGGCCUCGGCGUUCAAUGAAACAACGCUGGUCUUGGGAGACGAGGUGGGGGCAAAAGCCGAAGCAGUUGCAAGAGUAGUAAGGGCAACAAUGGCAGAGAACUUCAUUUUGUCGAUGAUUUCUUGAGAAAUUAAAAUAAGAAACGAAAACAGAACAAACAACUACCGUUAGAAUCAGAAAAUGAAUAGAUUGACAUAGUCAUU